Messenger RNA from Ixodes scapularis (black-legged tick), 1892 nucleotides. RefSeq names its product fatty acid hydroxylase domain-containing protein 2. Gene Ontology annotation, biological process: sterol biosynthetic process. The transcript is spliced from 7 exons. Lineage: Eukaryota; Metazoa; Arthropoda; Arachnida; Ixodida; Ixodidae. Gene Ontology annotation, molecular function: C-4 methylsterol oxidase activity; iron ion binding. Bases 92 to 1180 code for a protein of 362 amino acids. The record is from RefSeq and is a predicted model, not a curated record.
CGUUUCGUUCGGUCCCUUGCCAGCGGCGUGGAGGAUGAAGAUGUCAGUCCCCGUUGGUCCCUUUGUGCCUCGCUAGCUCGUCUCAAAACCCAUGGCUUCCGGGGUGUGCCACCAUGCUGCUCCCCGCGUCCGUGCCCUCUGGUCCCGGCCUCACCUUCAAGCCGGGAGGUCUCUUCUCCUGGGACUUACGCUGACCUGGUUCAGCGUGCUUGGACUCACCUACCUCUGCGGGCCGCACGUUGUCAGGGUUGCCCGGGAGGCUGGAGCCAGGACACGGACGGCUCUUGAGUGGCGUUACAGGAAAGCGGUCCACCAUUUCGGGGGAGACUACUUUUAUCUCACCGUCGGAGUUCAAUGGAGUCUGUCGGUGGUGACCUACUGGGCGAUGGGACUACUUUUCCUCCUGGUCGACCUCAGCGGAAGACCAGCCUGGAUGGCCAGGUUCAGGGUGCAAGAGAAUGCCGGGACGAAAAAUCAGGUCAGGCUGCAAACGCUGAGGCCCGUCGUAGCACAGGUGCUCUUCAACCAAACCUUCGUCCAGUUACCCGGGAUGGUGGCCUGCUACUGGCUCAAGACGCUCCGUGGUUUCGACAGCAACCUCAGCAUACCGCCCAUGAGCCGGAUCCUGCUUGAAUUUGCGCUGUUUGCGCUGGUCGAGGAGGUGCUGUUCUACUAUUCCCACAGGUUGCUGCACCACCGGGCCAUGUACGGCCGGUUUCACAAGAAGCACCACGAGUGGACCGCCCCGGUGGCCAUCACGGCCGUCUACUGCAGCCCGGUGGAACACCUGCUGUCCAACGUGCUGCCUACGGCGCUGGGGCCUGCCCUGCUGGGCUCGCACCCCGUCGUUCACUGGUUCUGGAGCGCCGUCACGGCGCCCUACGGCGUCGUCGUCCACUCGGGCUACCACCUGCCCCUGCUGCCGUCUCCUCAGAUGCACGACUUCCACCACCUCAGGUUUCACGAGAACUACGGCAUCUUGGGGAUCCUGGACUGGCUGCACGGCACCGACGUGUCCUUCCGCAGAAGCGAGGCCUUCCAGAGACACCGGGUCCUUCUGUCCCUCAAGCCCAUCUCGGCCCUCUACCCAGACCGGGUAGUCUCCAGCUACGAUGUAAUGUCACGGAGACACGCCGACAGGCCGCCAAAGACCGAACCUGAACGAAAAAUGCAUCCCUAGUUCAAGUGUGAGAAGGAUGUAUCACCUCCUCAGCGGUACCGCACACGCUGUUUGUAUCAUCGAGGACGCACUGCCAUGUGUGACGACGUUGGCAAGUUGGUGCUGAUGUGUGAAACGUGAGGUUACAUCACCAUACCAGUUUGUUUUCAAAGAUUUGGAAGCUAAGCAAACAACCGAGCGAUGGCGAUCCCUCCUCCUUCAAGCAGCUGACUGAUAGUCUGCGACACAAUAAGUUUGAAUACAGGAUUGGUGUUUGCUGUGUAGUGUGUGUGUGCGUGUAGGCGGGCGAGGUGGUUUUUGUUUCUCGGAAAUCUUAACGAAGAGCAGCAUUGGGGCUAAAGCUGCACAAAGCAAAUUUGAUCACCAUGCUCUGCCUUGCUUGGUGGAACGCUGCAAUACUUUGGCAGUGUGUUUGCUCAAUAUCAGCCUCACCUUCCUUCUAUCUCCCAUUAGACAAACUUAAUGACAGGCUAAAAUAAUUUUUUUUCUUUUUUUGCGAAGAUAAAAUUAAAAGACAACAAACUGAGGGGGAUAUAACAUCUUUUUAUAGGAACAAAGCCAGUCAAGGUUUGUGUAUUCACAGCAAGAAGAUUAAAAACUUUUUGCAAGAGUAGACAUACAUACAUAUAGUGUCUUUCAGGCACGCUCAACAACCACAACCCAAAAAAUCCUGAGCAGUGUGCAAAACUCAAAAAUAAAUAUAAAUGCCAAC